GUGCCCCCCUGUCACCCCGGCAACCGGGCGCAGCUUCUCGCGAGGAGACUCUCGCGAGAACUGGGCUCUAUAAAGUGUCCGCUCUCGCGCGGGGCGGGCCGGAAGGCGGCGCGGUGGGUUUGAAGGCAGCGGCGGGAGGCAUCUUGGAUGUUGUGCAACAGAGUGAAAGACAGUGGAAUAAGUAGUGAAACUUUUUUAAUCUGGUUGAUGUGAGUUCCUUGGAAGUCAAGGUAAACUGGUAGAAGAUGCCGACUGGGAAAGUUUUGCAACCUGUACUAAAAAUGAAAGUGGAUGAACUCUUCCUUUGCUGGCUCAGUCAGCCUACAACCCAGUUGAUGUUAAAGGAUUGUUUGAGAAGGAUCAAGAAUGAAGAGAAGACUGAAAUUGGUAGUGGAGAUGCUGGGGAAAGUGAACCUCUAAUUUUUACUAAUAAAACCUCCAAAUCUAAACAAAGUAUGCUAGAUAACCUGAUAUCUCCUUUGGUGACUCCUUCCAAUCCUCCUCAUCUUUCUACAGCUCUCCCCCUGGGAACUUCAACUAGCCCAAGAAACCUAUCUAAUAUUAGAGGAAUACGUAGAUCUACAGGGACAAGAACAGUUAAUGCUCCCAUCUAUGGAAUUUGGAGUUGAUCCAAUGAUAGUGGAUGCUCCAGAAC
Messenger RNA from Chelonoidis abingdonii (Abingdon island giant tortoise), 655 nucleotides. The record is from RefSeq and is a predicted model, not a curated record. Lineage: Eukaryota; Metazoa; Chordata; Testudines; Testudinidae.